AUGUUGGCGCCAUCCGAACAGGGAAUGGUUCAACUGGGAAACGAUCUGAAAAGCUCUCAUCGCCAACAAAUUCGUGAAGCUGACGUUCAGAAGUGGCGUAAUGAUGUAUUGUCGGUGAAUCGUCCACGAGUAAAUGGCUUUAAUCAGCACGAGACGGCCGAAAGUGCACGAGAGUAUGCGAGAAAGAUUGCCGACUCGAUCCCGAAGAGCAAUGGCUUUCACACCUACACUGGGAGUGAUGAAGACGUUGGAACUCGCAGCGACUCGGCGACAAACUCACUUCCAUCCCCCUCAGGGGAGCUGACCGUCACAACCAGCCACGAACGAAAAUACUCGGACUACUCCUCUGCUUCUAGUCAAAAGUCGCCUACUCCACCCAGUCAGUCAUCGUUCUCCGAUUACUCGUCCAUCUAUCGCUCGCAAGCCUCUCCACCGGAUUCUCAGCGAUCAGACAGCCCGCUGAAGGCCGAUUUGACGACUAGAAUCAAUGUGAACGGCGCGCAAACAGAUCGGUUCUCGAAGAAGCCCAAUGACGACAUGGGACUGCAGUCACAGAAGGGCGAGACAGGGACCGAUCUGGCCUUGCGAAAGAUACUCAGCGAAGCCAGCAGAAAACAGCUCUUCUCCCAGCUACGGUGUUGGGCUGACGCAGCAGGUCUCUGUGCGAAUUGUCGCCUCCCAAUGUACGAUAACGAGGAACGAUAUACGGUCAACGAUUCCACGUACCACAGAGCUUGUUUCACGUGCGAGGUGUGCGGACGAGAGUUGAGGGAACAGCAGUUCUACCUCAGUGACGGCCGGUUUUACUGUAAACAAGAUUACCUGUACAAUAUGGAGCGCAAGGUGACACGAUGUGCCGAAUGCAAGCAACCAAUUCAGGAAAUGCGUUCUGUCAGCACUCAAUCGAAACUAUCAUCCAGCAUGCUUCACUUGCACUGCGUGCGGAAUGUGCCUGGAUGGCGUUCAGUUCGCCCUCGACAAAAACAAUCAGUUUUCAAGGUGUACUGCUUACCGGAUUACCACGAGCGCUUUGCACCGCGCUGCCAUCGAUGUAAAAACACAAUUCUACCCGAUGAGAAUACUGGUGAAACGGUGCGGAUCGUGGCAUUGGACAACAACUAUCAUGUGGACUGCUAUUCCUGUGAGGGUUGUGGUCUGAAGCUGACCGACGAAGGGAGAUGCGUGCUGCUAUCCGCUCGGAAAGCAUCUUCUCUGCGAGAAAUGUCAUCUAGCCUGGAGACGUUCCGGUUCUGA
Messenger RNA from Ostertagia ostertagi, 1254 nucleotides. The record is from the annotation of a GenBank genome assembly. NCBI's taxonomy places the organism in Eukaryota, Metazoa, Nematoda, Chromadorea, Rhabditida, Trichostrongylidae.